AUGUUAAUCCAGUUAGUCGUUACCGUUCUGCACUUGGGAUAUCAUGAAAUUAAAGGCUUCAUUUUGGCAGAAAUCACUACAGGGCCUCAGACGUGUAAGCUUCGGUGGAAAUGGUUCAGAAGUAUAAGCAGUGGUGAAAAAUGUUUACUUAAGAAUUUGGGUCAGCAGCAUUCUGCCCAGAAAUGUGUUUCUACUGAUAACCAAUAUUGGGAUUUGAUGAGUGGUGCUUUUGCAUCUAGUGGCAUACGGGUAGCUUUUUCCUACUGUGUACAACAAGUAUGGAAUUAUGACUACCAUCACUACCUCUGCCUUCUUGAACUUCCUGCAAACAUGCGGAAGGCUACAUUUGCUCUUCGUGCUUUUAAUGUUGAGACUGCUAGAGCCAUGGAUGUUGCUUCUCACCCCAAAAUUGGCCUUAUGCGCUGCUCUAGUGGCAAGAAGCCAUAG
This is a messenger RNA of Ilex paraguariensis (yerba mate), 447 nucleotides long. NCBI's taxonomy places the organism in Eukaryota, Viridiplantae, Streptophyta, Magnoliopsida, Aquifoliales, Aquifoliaceae. The record is from the annotation of a GenBank genome assembly.